Durusdinium trenchii is the source of this 1603-nucleotide messenger RNA. NCBI's taxonomy places the organism in Eukaryota, Dinophyceae, Suessiales, Symbiodiniaceae. The record is from the annotation of a GenBank genome assembly.
CUGUUCUUCUCUCCCGACGCCUUCCGUCGCGAUUCACUGCGCAACCACGCAACCGAGUCGCCGCCAUGGGUUGUUGUCAAGCCUCCGUUUCACAUGCUUCAGAACUCCAGGUCGCCGCUGGCAACCUGCCCGCACGGCCUCCAGGAGCCGUGGGGCCCUUCCUUCGGAUGCUCUCCGUGAACGAUGUCUACAUGUUGGACAACUACCCUCGCUUCGCGGCCGCUGUGAUGGAGGCCAAGAAGCAGAGCAAAGCUUUGCAAUGCGUCGUGACCUCUCACAUGAAUGGCGACUUCUUGUCUCCCUGCCUCUUCACAGCUCUGGAUGGUGGCACCACGAUGGUGGACGGCUUGAAUUACGCGCAGUUGGACUAUGUCUGCUUGGGGAAUCACGAGUUCGACCUGGGCAAGAAGCAACUGGCGACACAGUUGAAGGCCUACAAAGGCAAGUUGCUGAACACCAAUUGCACGGACAAGGAAUUGGAAGACUGGCCCACCUACGAUGUGGUGGACGUGGGGAACAAGAAGAUCCUGAUGGUUGGCCUUUGCCUCGGUGAUCCCUCCAUCUAUCCUGCCGACAGCACUCCUGACAUGAAAGACUUCGUGCACUCCUGCAUGGCCGCUUGGGAGGACUGCGCGCGGAAGAAGGUGAACAUCGACCUCAUUGUGCCCAUGACCCAUCAGCUCAUUGAGGAUGAUCGUUUGCUGGCGGAGCAGUUCGAGAUGCACGAGACCAUGAGCGGCAAAGCACCCGUGAUCUUGGGAGGCCAUGAACACGAGGUCUUCGAAGAGGUGGUGGCGGACUCGCUGAUCGUAAAGACCGGGCAAGAUGCCGCGAAGAUCGCCGUGGUGGAUGUGUGGUGGACCUCCAAUGGAGUGAAGUCUCGUCACACCAUGGUGGAUGCAGCGAAGUUCACUGGGGAAAGCUCGGCAGAGAAGUGGGCGCAAAAGAAGAAGGCUUUCAUGCAGAAAGCCAUGGAGGCGCCGAUCAUGGAGCUGCCCAAGGAGAUGUCGAGUCAACAGGUGCGUUUCGAAGCGUCGGACCUGGCCUCGUUCCUGCUGGAGAAGGUCAAGAGGGGCACCUCGGUCGAAGGAGACCGUCGUCGACCUACGGGGGUGAUCCGACGGGACCGACAGGAGCGACAGGUUCACACGGGGAAGGCCAGGUGGAAGGCCGGUGACUCGGGGUUGGUCGGGGAAGGCAGGGGACCAGUUCCGAAGUCCGGCGCCACCUGUCCGACGCAGACGUCACGUGAAGUCCCUCUCGCUGUGGGGCAUCGCGGCGGUCUCGCUGCAUCUGCAUCUGCAGCCGAUUUUAAGUGGGCUCUGUCUGUUGUCGCCACACCAUCGUCAGUCGCUGUUUCUCAUGGCGCAGAUGCCGGAGGUGGAGAAUGGGCAAAGCGAGUUCGGACAGAUGGACGCGGGUCGUGGGGUGCGAGGGGUCUUGUACAUCAUUUGCUUCACGCUUCUCUUCCUGUGGGCCACUCUAGGCUAUUUCUUGGUCUACAUCCAAUACCUCCCCCCAGACCCCACGGACGACUACUGUGGUAUCACCGCCUUCCUGUGCUUGUGGUUGAGCGUCUUCGCCUUCGUGGAUAACGUGGGAG